AUGCCAACAGCAGAGACGACGACUCCCGUGCCGGCGCUCUCCGGGCAAGGCCGGACAGUUUGCGUCACCGGAGCUGGAGGGUUCAUCGCCUCAUGGCUCGUCAAGCGCCUCCUCGAGAAGGGUUAUACAGUCCGCGGCACGGUCAGGAACCCUGGAAGCCUUGUCGAGGCCUUCUCCGGCUGCGACGGCGUCUUCCACGCCGCCUCCCCGGUAACCGAUCAUCCUGAGAUGAUGAUCGAGCCAGCAAUCCGGGGCACACGGUACGUGAUGACGGCGGCGGCUGACACCGGCGUCAAGCGGGUCGUGUUGACGUCCUCCAUCGAUCUCGCUUGCUGGAACCCUAAUGACGCCACAGGCCGUGCUGUUGGAGUGACGUCGAUGCAGCGCCGGGUGGGAGUAAUGGACGGCGAGGCUAGGGGCUGGAUUCUCGGUGCCGUCAUCAUGAAGAAGGAUGGGGAGCUCGCACUCUUCCUUGGGAUGCGCCGACGCUAA
Messenger RNA from Miscanthus lutarioriparius, 492 nucleotides. NCBI's taxonomy places the organism in Eukaryota, Viridiplantae, Streptophyta, Magnoliopsida, Poales, Poaceae. The record is from the annotation of a GenBank genome assembly.